GCUUUGCCGCCACUGGCCAUUUGGUAACAUGUCCUCCAUUUCUCCCGCCCUCCCGAAGCUCCAAUGCAGCUCCUUCUCCUCCGACCAACGAGCCCUCUCCCUCCUCCUCCAGGGCCCCGUCAACCCCACCCACCUCCCCCAAAUCCACGCCCGAAUCUUCCGUCUCGGCGCCCACCACGACAACCUCAUCGCCACACGCCUCAUCGGACGCCUUCCCGCCCCCCUUGCCCUCCGCAUUCUCUGCCUUCUCGAUAAGCCCAGCAUCUUCCCGUUUAACGCCGCCAUCCGUGUCCUCUCCGAUGCCGGUCUCCCCCUCCCUGCCCUCUCCCUCUUCAAGUCCCUCAUGCUCCGCUCCCUUUCCCCCAAUGAUUUCACCUUCUCGUUCCUCCUCAAGGCCUGCACAUCCUCCAAAGACGCUUACCACGUCCAGCAAAUCCAUUCCCAUGUCGUCAAAACAGGGUUCGGUUCGAAUUCUUAUGUCCCCAAUGGGCUUCUCUCUGCCUAUGUAAAGGGUGCUGGGGAUGUUGUAUCGGCGCAUAGAUUGUUUGAUGAAAUGCCGGAGAGAAAGUUGGUUUGUUCCUGGACAUGUUUGAUUGCUGGAUAUGCUCAAUCUGGGAGGUCGGAGGAAGCUCUGAAGCUUUUUCUGAGAAUGGUCAAGGGGAAUAUGAAGUUGGAGGAUGACACCAUGGUAAGCACCCUGUCUGCAUGUUCAAAUCUCAAGACUGUAGAUCUUGAGAAGUGGGUGGAUAUUUUCAUGGAAUUUGGUACUAGUAUUCAUAAGUUUUCAUGUGAUUCAGUCAACACUGUUCUUAUUUAUCUGUAUGGAAGGUGGGGGAAGAUUGAGACAGGCAGAGAAUUAUUUGAUAGGAUGAUGGGGAGAGGAAGGGAUAAUAUAAGCAUUGUGGCAUGGAAUGCCAUGAUCGGUGGGUAUGUCCAAAACAGUCUGCCGAUUGAGGCUUUGGAUCUUUUUCAUAAAAUGCUUUCUAUUUCGAGACCCAAACCUAACCAUGUUACGAUUGUUAGCAUGCUCUCAGCUUGUGCUUUAGUGGGUGAUUUGGAACUUGGGAGAUGGGCUCAUGAAUAUGUGAAAUUCAAUGGUCGUAAAGGGGUUCUCGAAUCAAAUAGGAUUCUAGCAACUGCUUUCAUAGACAUGUAUUCCAAGUGUGGGAGUUUGGAGGAGGCUAAGAAGGUCUUCGAUGGAAUGGCCAUGAAGGAUGUCGUCUCUCUCAAUGCCAUGAUCAUGGGUCUUGCCACAAAUGGUCAAGGAGAAGUGGUUCUGAGGCUCUUCUCUGAAAUGGAGAAGUCUGGUGUCCAACCCAAUGAUGGGACUUUCUUGGGUUUACUGUGUGCAUGCACCCAUUCAGGAUUGGUGGAUGAAGGGCGCAUGCUCUUCAAAGAUAUGUACCGGAAGUAUUUAGUCACACCAAGUUUAGACCAUUAUGCCUCUUUUGUCAAUCUCCUUGCACGGGCCAGCCAUGUUGAAGAGGCUCUUGAGGUUGUUAAGAGCAUGCCAAUUCAGCCUAAUGGCCUUGUGUGGGGAGCAUUGCUAGGAGCAUGCUUGGUUCAUUCUAGAGUUGACAUCGCUCAAGAUGUAGCAAGAAAGCUUGUUGAUGUGGACCCAGAAAACUCUGCUGGUUAUGUUAUGUUGUCUAAUGCAUAUGCAAGCCAUCAUUGUUGGGGCAACAUUGUCGAGUUGAGAGAAUUGAUGAAGAUGAAAGGCGUCAGAAAGCAACCAGGUUGCAGUUGGAUCAGUGUCAAUGGAAUUGUGCAUGAAUUUCAAGUGGGAUCUAUAUCACACCCUCAAUUAGAGAAGUUGCACUGUUUAUUGGCUUCUUUGUCUCAGGAAAUGAGAUUGAUGGGCUGUUAGAUAGAAGAGUCUACCGAAGGUUGGGCACAAAUGAGCAUAGAAGUGGAUUCACAGGGAUGCUAUCAACUCCAAAAGGAGUCUCCUUGGUGCCAACAAAAUUCCUUUUGAACAUCAACUUGCUUUUGAGAAAAGCUGGAUUCCUAGACCCUGCAAAUGCAAAGCUUCCUAACGAUUAUCUAUAUCCCACCGGCUUAGAGCCAAAAUCCUCAGGGUAUGUCAGUUUUGAGAAUACUUAUUCUGUGUAUUUGCAAACUUAACUUAGUCUUAUUUCUUCAUUCAUGGAUCAGUGAUUUGUGUGGAUAAAUGGCAAUUCCUGAUUAGAUCAGGCUGAUGCCAAGUUACUGUACCUUUUGACUGUACUGUUAUUGCGUUUAUCUAAUAAAGUGCAGAAUUUAUUAGUCA
Molecule: messenger RNA, 2269 nt
Organism: Phoenix dactylifera (date palm)
Lineage: Eukaryota; Viridiplantae; Streptophyta; Magnoliopsida; Arecales; Arecaceae
Source: RefSeq, a predicted model, not a curated record